Labrus mixtus (cuckoo wrasse) is the source of this 8132-nucleotide messenger RNA. RefSeq names its product eph receptor A7 (gene epha7). NCBI's taxonomy places the organism in Eukaryota, Metazoa, Chordata, Actinopteri, Labriformes, Labridae. Bases 82 to 3126 code for a protein of 1014 amino acids. Gene Ontology annotation, molecular function: protein binding; ATP binding; transmembrane-ephrin receptor activity. The transcript has 17 exons. The record is from RefSeq and is a predicted model, not a curated record. Gene Ontology annotation, cellular component: plasma membrane; neuron projection. Gene Ontology annotation, biological process: protein phosphorylation; cell surface receptor protein tyrosine kinase signaling pathway; axon guidance.
CGGUUUAGUGUCGUCAAUGGGAAGCACGCGAGACGGUGGCAAAGCGAGUUACGGUCUACAGUGAAAUCCGCGGCUGCUACCAUGCUCUCCAGGUCUCUCUCGUGUCUGUGGAUUACAUUUUGCCUUCAUUUAUGCUGUUUUGUAGACAGCGGGGAAGCACAGAAUGCGAAGGAAGUGAUUCUGCUGGACUCCAAGGCACAGCAGACAGAACUGGAGUGGAUCUCCUAUCCUCCCAAUGGGUGGGAAGAGAUCAGCGGCUUGGACGAGAACUACACACCCAUUCGCACAUACCAGGUUUGCCAAGUCAUGGAGCCCAAUCAGAACAACUGGCUUCGGACUAACUGGAUAGAGAAGGGCAAUGCCCAGAGAAUUUUUGUGGAGCUGAAGUUCACUCUGAGGGAUUGUAACAGCCUACCCGGAGUGGUGGGCACGUGCAAGGAGACGUUCAACCUGUACUACCAGGAGACGGACUCAGAGAUGGGCAGGAGCUUACGGGAGAACCAGUAUGUUAAGAUUGACACGAUAGCGGCGGACGAGAGCUUCACUCAGGGCGACCUGGGCGAGAGGAAGAUGAAGCUGAAUACUGAAGUGCGCAUAAUUGGCCCCCUGUCCAGGCGGGGCUUCUACCUGGCCUUCCAGGAUGUCGGGGCGUGCAUCGCCCUGGUCUCUGUCAAAGUGUAUUACAAAAAGUGCUGGUCCAUCAUCGAGAACCUGGCCACGUUCCCGGACACCGUGACGGGGUCGGAGUUCUCCUCGCUGGUGGAGGUCGAGGGCACGUGCGUGAGCGACGCCGAGGAGGAGGCCGACAACUCCCCCAAGAUGCACUGCAGCGCCGAAGGGGAGUGGCUGGUGCCUAUUGGGAAAUGUAUAUGCAGAGCUGGAUUCCAUCAGAAGGGAGAUGCGUGUGAACCGUGCGGUCGGGGUUUCUACAAGUCUUCCUCCCAGGACCUUCAGUGCUCUCGUUGUCCGGCGCACAGCUUCAACGACCGCGAGGGCUCGUGGCGCUGCGACUGCGAGGACGGCUACUACCGAGCACUCUCUGACCCUCCGUCUGUGGCCUGCACGAGACCUCCCUCAGCGCCACAGAACCUGGUCUACAACAUCAACCAGACCACCGUCAGCCUGGAGUGGGGCCCGCCGGCCGACACCGGCGGCCGCAACGACGUCACAUACAGGGUUAUCUGCCGGCGCUGCAGCUGGGAGCCCGAGGAGUGUGUUCCGUGUGGGCCUAACGUGGGAUUCUCCCCAGCUCAGUCGGGAUUAGUGGACACUUAUCUGAGCAUCGUGGACCUGCUCGCCCACGCUAACUACACUUUCGAGGUGGAGGCCGUCAACGGGGUGUCGGACCUGAGCCGCACGCAGAGGCUGUUUGCGGCAGUUAGCAUCGCCACCGGACAAGCAGCUCCGUCCCAGGUCAGCGAGGUCAUCAAGGAGAAGGUGCAGCAGCGCAGCAUCCAGCUCUCCUGGCAGGAGCCGCACCAGCCCAACGGGGUCAUCACCGAGUACGAGAUCAAGUACUACGAGAAAGAUCAGAAGGACCGGAUCUAUUCCACGGUGAGGUCAAAGUCCACGUCAGCCACGGUGAACAACCUGAAGCCCAGCACGGCCUACGUGUUCCAGAUCAGGGCCUUCACAGAGGCCGGGUACGGCACCUUCGGGCCCAGACUGGAGAUAACCACCAAGGAGGAGACCACAGCUGCCAUCGUGUCCAGCGAGCAGAACCCGGUCAUCAUCAUCGCAGUGGUGGCCGUGGCGGGGACCAUCAUCCUGGUGUUCAUGGUGUUCGGCUUCAUCAUCGGGAGAAGACACUGCGGGUACAGCAAAGCCGAUCAGGAGGGAGACGAGGAGCUCUACUUUCAGUUUAAAUUUCCAGGCACCAAAACCUACAUCGACCCCGAAACCUACGAGGACCCCAACAGAGCCGUCCAUCAGUUUGCCAAGGAGCUGGACGCCUCGUGCAUUAAAAUCGAGCGGGUUAUCGGAGCAGGAGAGUUCGGGGAGGUGUGCAGCGGGCGGCUCAAGCUGCCUGGAAAGCGCGACGUGUCAGUCGCCAUCAAGACGUUGAAGGUGGGCUACACGGAGAAGCAGAGGCGGGACUUCCUGUGCGAGGCCAGCAUCAUGGGACAGUUCGACCAUCCUAACGUGGUUCACCUGGAGGGAGUUGUGACGAGAGGAAAGCCGGUGAUGAUCGUCAUCGAGUACAUGGAGAACGGCUCAUUAGACGCUUUCCUCAGGAAACACGACGGUCAGUUCACAGUCAUCCAGCUGGUGGGCAUGCUGCGGGGCAUCGCGGCGGGGAUGAGGUAUCUCUCCGAUAUGGGAUACGUCCAUCGAGAUCUGGCUGCGCGGAACAUCCUUGUCAACAGCAAUCUCGUAUGUAAAGUGUCUGACUUCGGCCUGUCAAGGGUGAUAGACGACGAUCCUGAGGCUGUCUACACAACAACUGGGAAGAUGAAGGAUAUAAUGAAUGUGAUCUUUACUCCAGCCACUGACCUGCGUUUUACUGAACAGGGGGGCAAGAUACCGGUCAGGUGGACGUCACCAGAAGCCAUCCAGUACCGUAAAUUCACCUCUGCAAGCGACGUGUGGAGCUACGGCAUCGUCAUGUGGGAGGUCAUGUCCUACGGGGAGCGGCCUUACUGGGACAUGUCCAAUCAAGAUGUCAUAAAGGCGAUAGAGGAGGGCUACCGUCUCCCCGCCCCGAUGGACUGUCCUCCAGGCCUGCAUCAGCUCAUGCUCGACUGCUGGCAGAAAGACCGAGCCGAGCGGCCCAAAUUCGAUCAGAUAGUGGGCAUCCUGGAUAAGAUGAUCCGUAACCCCAACACUCUGAAAACCCCGGUGGGAACAUGUACAAGACCAAUUAGUCCGCUGUUAGAUCAGAGCACACCAGACUUCACCGCUUUCCGCUCAGUGGGAGAGUGGCUGGAAGCCAUCAAGAUGGAGCGAUACAGAGACAACUUCACAGCAGCUGGCUACAGCUCCCUGGAAUCUGUGGCCAGGAUGUCAAUCGAGGACGUGAUGAGCUUGGGGAUCACACUGGUGGGCCAUCAGAAGAAGAUCAUGAGCAGCAUACAGACUAUGAGAGCCCAGAUGCUGCAUCUCCACGGGACGGGUGUCCAGGUGUGACGGACUGCCACGCGCCGCACAUGACGGGGCUUUAAAGCAAGAAGCAGAAACUUUAAAACCUGGAGCAGUGCCUGGGACGUAAAACCUGGGUUAAUCGUCGAAGUUAAAAACGGACAUCUGUCGUGUCUGACUCCUCCGGCCUUGUCUGGAGUGAAAUCAUUCCUUUGUUCCUCAGUGAAAGAUUGUGAGCCUCCUCUGCAAAAGUGCACUAAAGGAGGAGAGGAGAAGGGCAAAAAAAACGGCAACAAAAAAAAAGAAACUACCUGGACGAGAAGACUUCCUGUUUGGUUUCUUUUUUUUUCUUUUUUUUCUCAUGUGCGCUUAUGAACUCGACCACAUAUCAAGAGGCGCACAAGAGAGGAGUUUGAUGCUUACCUGUCUUUAACUCAACGAAUGACUUGAGUGCACACCAUGGCUUUGGAUUUCCUUUUACAUGAACAAAAAGACGUCUAGCCGUGGUUUCACUUCUUUUUUUUUCUCCAAUUUGUUAGUUUUGUGAGUUUUUAUUUUAUUUUUUAAAUCUCUUCUCUUUGGACUUGACAACAGGGUAAACUCUUUUAUCCAAACGCAGAGGAACUUUACGGUGCAGAUUCAAAGGUACUUUUUUUUGUGUGUGCACAUGCUGGACUGUUUGCAGUGACUUGUGUUUUCCCUACAUGUGCUGUUGAAGUGACAAUGGUGACCUCACGUGCUCGUUUAAAGCCGACGAAAGUGGGUUUUUCUUUUCUUUUCUUUUUUAAUAAUGAAAUGUCUGAAGAGUGCAACACUGAGGCGACACAGGAGUUGCAAAUUGUUCUUCGAAUCACCAGACUUUUUCUAUAAGAGUAGCAAUAUUCUUUGUGUUGUGUUCACUACAGGAGACGCAGAGUGGGAUGUUGACGCACUGUUGACAGAUUGUACUGAAAGCGAAGCUACCGCAAAUUGUUUUUUGCCAUCAUUUUGCCUAAAAUGUUGCACACGGUGUAUAUUUUGGUGCAUUAUUCAGCUGCAAAUACAAUUUUUUGUAAAGGGUGGAUCCCGGAAGAGUUUAGACGUUAUACUGCCUUAAAUGUGUUAGAUUAAGUAUUGCCUCUAUUCUAGGCACUUUUAUGGCAAUGCUUUCUUCUGUGGUUCAUUUCAACGGGGGCGGACCAGCUCCCUGUUCUAUCUUGUAGUGCGAUGUCUUUUUAUUCUGGAACUUGAACUGGUGUGAUCCGAUGCACGGAUAUAUAUACGGUUUCAAAUGCCACGAGUGACACAGUCGGAGAAGGAGAGGUGGACUUAUCAGAGCAAUAAUUACCAGGUAGAAAUGGCCCCUCACCUGAGGUUUUUAAAGGUGCUAGGUUCUAUCGCAUGUGUGUGCUGUACUGAGAGGAAAUCUUUGGAAAGAGUCAGUCACCGCUUGAAAACAGGAGAGUAAAAAGGAAAUGUAUCUCUUUGACCUAAAAAAAAAAGAAAAAAAGAAAAAAGGGGUUUGGGAAGUGCUCAGAAAACUGCCGUGCAAAGUCAUCAAAUGAAAUAAUGGUGUCGUGUUUUUUGCCGCUAUGAUAUGCUAAACGUUUGAUGGGAAUCUAACACGGCGUGGAAGUGUUUAAUAAGAGUGGCUGCAGAGAUGAAAGAGGCACCGUUCCAAACACUAUAAAAGGUGCCAAUUAGCCAUGCUGACAUCAUCUUCUGACAUUUGUGCGCCGCCCCAAGAAAAAUCAAAGAGCCCCCUUCAGGGUUCGGGGGUCUUGAAAAUGCAGGACCAAACGACAGAGCCCGAGUCAGACAUGCUGUUAAAUCCCAGCGUCACUGGGCUUUUGCAGGCAGGCCGCGCUUGCUUGCCUUGUUUAUUCAUGCGACUCCGCCGCUCAUCCCUCACAGGCGUAGAUGUGACUGAACAUGCAUUAAAGUGUCUCUUAAGAUUGCUCCUCUUUUUCUUCCAUACGGCUUUGUAUGGAGAACUGAGAUGAGAGGGGCUUUGCAGAAGAUGUGCUAAAAGCCAAUCAACCUAUUCGGUGCCAUCUGUCUCUCCAACUCAAAUACAAGAAGGAGAAGAAGAAAAAAGACUGAGAAAGUUUCCACGUUGAAUUGAGCAUAAUUCACUGAUAAGAGAAUACCGUUAUUCAUCUGUCAUAGAAAGACGAGUGCUGCUCACAAAAGAAAAAACAUUAUAAUCUGUUCUGCUGCUAAGACAUGGGUAAUAAUCUAUAUGUUGAAAGUCAUUUCUUUCAACUUUCCUCAUCUCAGAUGCAUAAGAAAUCAUAACCGCCAACGAGCAGUGACACCAUUAGUAGCUCCCUGCACUCUACCUAUAGUCGCUGCGUCUCUCCAUUAUGACCCUGUGUCCACUCUACGCCUGUGUAGACAAGAUUCAAUGAGGAAGAUGUACAGCCUGUCUGGAGUCUAUUGAGUAAAGCCUGUCCUCUCUGAAAGCGUUGCCUCAGCCCUGAUGCAUGAGGACAGUAGCACGGCUGCAUAGACCGAUAUGUUCCACAGCACAUAUUACUGGAUAAAGAGUGUAAUAUUUGGGACCAGUGUGGUUUCACCCAAAACCAUUUCCUGACACCCUCCAUUACAUUGUGGUGGCACAUAAUGUGUUCAAAUGAUGUUUGGGCACUAUGCUCAACACAAACACUGGGAAAUCAAAGUCAAUCCCAAAUCCUCCCUAGAUGAAGUCAGUUCAGGGUGCGGCCCCAUUUGAAAAAAAAAAAAAAAAACUAGUCUUCAUGCACUUAGCAUAAAAUUGUAUCCAUAUCAUGAAGUGUGAAUAUGAUCUCACUGCCUUCAGUAAUCAUUUUCACUAAUGUGGCAAUCUUUUUUAUAAAAAGUCACCAACCUACUUUUGUGGCCUAAACAUAAUCAAGUAGUUUUCCUCACACAUUAAAAGUUAAGCUAGUCUUGUUGUCACAAACUUAACGACAUGUACUGUACAUAGAUUCGCAACACAACCUUUUGAUCUUAACCGAGCCAAGUAUUUUAGGUGUCAGAAUCCGAGGCCAUUUUCCGUAAAGCACGUAAUGAUGUGACUACUUAUUCAUACCCAAACCACCAUCUUCUUUUUUUUUUUAUGUCACCAUUUAGUUUUAGUGCCUGAAUGCAAACAAAUAGAUUUUCAUUACACGUUACAUAAGCCGUUCUCACAUGUGCAUAGAGUGCCUGUCGGACAUCAGGGGGGUGGGGUCACCUGAGACGAGACAUGAUGUAAAAUACAAUCCCGCAGAAUUAACGGCGACGCAACAGAGACUGCUUUACGUCGAACAGAAGAACAGCGCGAAUAGAAAACUUAAUGCAGCAGUUUAAUUUUGUGCGCAGAGAUCGAAAUGGUCGCGUGCAGACAGUCUCUGGUCGUGCUCUGAUCACAGGGAAUAAACGUCACCACCCCCUUUGAAUUCUCCUGAUUAUAUCCUGCUGCGCUCUCACAUCAGCUCACUCGGACGUGAUAGAGAAAUUCAGCUGUCGGUGUUCACACAUGCAGAUCACACCAGAAACUUGGGAGUUGCUGUGCAAGUGUGAAAGCAGCUAGAGCACUCAAAGUAAUGUACGCAUGAAACUAAACUGACUUAAGGACUCAUUUAAACACAAACCAAGACCUUUAGUUUCUACACUUAACUGAUUCUCAUGUAAUGUAAACCUUUUUAUAAAGAUAUGUGACCUCACCAGACGUUGACCACAUUCUAAACACUUCCCCCAUGUGCAUUGGGAGUUUGCAUUGACUUUGUUUCUCAGGUGUUGGGAGCUAGUUUUGACACGUUACAUGCCACCCGUCCCUGAGAUUACUAAAGACAAAUGAACUGAAAAAAGAUCAUUAAGAUGCAUGUCUUUGUAGACGCAUACAGUGCUGCAGGUUUAUCCAGCUUAGUGUGGCUGUGGAUCCAUUUUCACUGUGGGACUCACCUUUGUGAGGAGACACCAGGAAUUAGCCCUGAUCGGCUUUGAGCCCCCCGUGUCACACACACCCCUCCCUUUAUCCAUACAGCAGAGCUCAGCAGUUGGGCCUUGGCCAGACCUUUGAAUUGAAUACAGGCAUAAAAGUCAUUCAGUCAGCACAAAACUCCCCCCCCUGUUCACAGGCAGCACUCUCCCUCACCCUCACUCCCUGCUCUGAUUUUAAAACUGGGCCUCUGGAGGCCCCUCACACGCCGGGGCAGAAAGCCUCCGUCCCAAUUUUAUUUUCUGCGCUGGACGAACAGCGGUUUGAGCCAAAUUGAGAUUAAGGCCAGGAUACAAUCGAUUUCCACGUCCAAAUCACCUCUAACCUUCAGCAACAAAAAAUAAAAAAGUCACUUUACCGUCUGUCUCAUCCACAUCUUAAACUUCAGGUUGCUCAACUCUGGAAAUUAAACUUUUUGUUGUGACUAUUUCAGCAAAAACACAAAAAGAAGAAAAAAAUGUAAAAAAAAAAAAGACACAAAAAAACAGAAGCGUGCAGGAUGUAGAGGGUCAGUUGGAAUCAGGAUUAGCAGAUAGAGUAUGAAGUUAUUUUUCAAAUCUUGUGGUUCAGCAGUUGGAAAUUAGCGUCACCGCUUUGGGCGAGGUGGUGGAUAAUUCCAAAGAGUGCAGCACCGUUGAUUGUGUCCGAAGGAGCCGAGAUUUGAGGGAAUCUUUGUAUAUGUUCUAAUUGUAAAACUUGUACAUUUUAUUUAUAUUGUUUUUUACACAUAUUACUCAGUAGAGAGCUCUGAAUACAUUGAAAAUGCACUAUAUUUUUCUAUCUCGCAGAGGAAUUAUUGUCACCCACAUGAUUUCAGUUGUACAUAAUGUUUUCAUUUAGGACCAAAGACAGCUGAUAGGAUUUCCAUCUUUACUCUGACCUUGUUUUGAUUUUUGCCUUUUAGUUCGUUGUACAGUGAUUCAAAUUGUCAAUUUAUUAUUUAUUUUUCUGUGAUGAAAGUAUUGAGAUUCACUGGUAUUUUCCCCAACAGCAGAACUGUAAGAUCAUUUAAUUAGACGAUUUCUUGUUACAUAGACAAUUCUUUUUGCUUUGUAACCUUUGUAAUAGACUGUACAUAUAUUUUUGGAAAUAUAAUACAAUCUCUAUAGAA